This is a messenger RNA of Ylistrum balloti, 1358 nucleotides long. Its product is annotated as ankyrin repeat domain-containing protein 7-like. The transcript has 5 exons. Gene Ontology annotation, molecular function: protein binding. Bases 94 to 1107 code for a protein of 337 amino acids. The record is from RefSeq and is a predicted model, not a curated record. Lineage: Eukaryota; Metazoa; Mollusca; Bivalvia; Pectinida; Pectinidae.
ACAAUUAACGGAGACGCUUCUUUCAGGAACUUGAUACAGCUACGCUGCAGAUGAAUGGAGGAGUGCAUCCAGCAUUGUGUUAAACCAUGACAAAUGGAGGGAAUGAAUAAACAGAUUAUUUUGGCUAUAAAGAAGAAUGACGUGGAAAAACUUCUACAGAUAGCAGUCAUGCCUGGAUGUGAUGUUAACUAUGUUUCUACCAGAAAACUCACCCCGCUGCUGUAUGCUUGUAAACAAGGUGGUGUAUCUACCCUCCUCAUAGAAAAGCUUGUAGCUUGUGGUGCUGAUAUUGAGUACAAGGACAAGGAGGAAAAGACUCCAUUCUUCCAUGCUUGUGCCAAAGGAAAUAGGGAGCUUAUCCGUACCCUAAUUAGGAUAGGCUGCAACAAAAACAAGCCCAAUAUACAUGGUGACCGACCAAUACACGAGGCAGUGAUACAUGGUAACACAGAGGCAGUUCUAGAACUUUUGGAUCAAGGCAUUGAUAUCAAUGAGGGUAACCGAAUAACUGGUCACACUCCGCUGCACCUGGCAGUGUUACAUGAGCAGACAGAUAUGGUUGAAUUACUCCUACAGAAGGGAGCCCCUCCUGACAAAGCUACAUCAGAGGGAGAGUCAGCUUUACAUUACGCUGUUCAGAUAUCCUCUCCUCGAAUUAUUAAACUCCUUGUUGAAAAUGGUGCAGAAAUAGACAAAUUCAACAACUGUGGUGAGACACCUUUUAUUAUAGCUGUCCAGGAAGAACGAAUCAAACAUGCCCGGACACUGGUGAAUGGUGAUUGUGAAAUGGAAAAACAUCGGUACAGCUCAGCCUUAUGUACUGCCUGUUCAAGGGGUAGUUACAAGAUGAUAAAGUUUUUGCUCUCGGAGGGUUACCCCAUACACAAAGACAGGUCUUUCAUAGCUAGCUCAUUCCUUGUUUUGGAAGAGAAGCAGCCAGAACUGAUGGACUAUCUCCGACAUCGCUGUGUCAAUCCUCUCACCUUAAAAGAGAUGACACGUAUCUAUUUAAGGAGAUGGUUCAAAGGUGACUUGAAAAAUUCCAUCUCAUACACUGGUCUUCCAACUCAACUUCAGCAAUGGGUAGUAUCCGAUAUCAUUUACUGAUUCCAUUCCCAACAUUUUUGUCUUAAAAGCAUCACAUUGCAAAAACUUUCCAUAUUUGACCUAAUUAGCGGACAUUUCCUGCUAAGCUUACCUCCAUCUGUUUCAGAGAAAUAAAAUGGUUGCAUUGACGAGAAUCUACUGUAGACAUCAACAGACAAUUGUGUUAAUUGCUCUUUCGGUGUGUUUUGUAGAAGGAUUUUACAUACAAAACGCAUAUUUAACAAAUACGAAAUAGAAUGAGGAUAUUUAAC